Molecule: messenger RNA, 1599 nt
Organism: Sclerotinia sclerotiorum 1980 UF-70
Lineage: Eukaryota; Fungi; Ascomycota; Leotiomycetes; Helotiales; Sclerotiniaceae
Exons: 3
Coding region: 1-1599 (532 amino acids)
Source: RefSeq, a predicted model, not a curated record
AUGUCUACCACUAUCAACCCAAAUAACACAUCCGCUGACAACGAUGACGACGAGCUACACACAUAUGUCUCCAAUCCAGAGAAGAACCAUAACCCGGAGCUUCCAGCUAUUGUCCUACAACAGAAGAUUUCGGCUUUCUAUUAUCAAGAACAAACUCCUUUUGAAGAACAUGAUCCGAACCUCCAAGAACUUUUCAGAAUCGAAGAAGCUCUCGGUAAUCUACAGACUAAUCAUUCAAAUGCUAUCAAAGAGGAGGAUAGGAAGUUCAUUUCCAUCCUUUCCCGAUUCGAUGAGGCUAUUAACCAAGCAUCUCGCCCCGAAAACCGUCGCACAGAUGCAGAUCUCAAAAAGGUCAGAAUCUGGUAUACCAGUAGAUUGAAUGAGAUCACGAGGACCCAAGGACUUUUGGAGAGGGAAUACAUGGUCGAAUUCAAGGGACUCGAAAUGCAAUUUAUUGCUAUUGAAAACAAAUGGCAUGCAAACCAAAAGUCACUAGCAGAGCAUAGUGAAAUAAUUGCGGACCGUCUAGUAAUGGAAGAUCGUGUUCGCUGGGGCUUAAGAAAACAAAAACGACUCGAGAAUCUUAACUAUGGGAUGCAGGAUCUUUCCAAUGAGCAGCAACUUAGGAUUCAAGAGCUUGAACAUGAGAUUAAGAAAUUACAACAGGAAAACUACAAACAUUCGUUCAUUACUCAACAGAUCAUCUUACAGGGAGAAGGGCAAAUGAUUGUUGAAGCAAGCAACAUUUAUGCACGUUAUCAACAGAUCUACCAACCUAACAGAGUUCAGGAAUUUCAGGCUUACUCUGGGGAAGACGGGAUUGUGAUGAUACCAAAUGGCCAACAACAAUGGGCCGACUACAACAGCUACCACAAUGAAGUAGAAUAUGAAGGAGCAGAAGGCCGAUUUUACGCUUUGUACUCACGGGAUCAAAAUAAGAGAGCAUUCGCCGAGAAGAAAUUUUCCCUGGAUAUUAAGAAGAGAUUUUCAGAUGAGGCAGAGCAGACAGCUAAUCCAUUGGUGGAUAAUUACGAUUUUAUUCAGAACUGGAUGGUACCAAUACCAAAUCCCCUCGAGGUUAUUCAAAAUGGCUCCGCGGCCAACGAGAUGUCUGAGGACAGUCAUUCCAGAAAGCGUGCUUUCGGGGACUACACCGAGGAUGAAGAAGCUGAUGGACAGCACGGCAGAAAGCGACUUCGAUCAAUAUCAGUGAUCUCCAGAAGUCCAUCACCUCCAUGUAUGCUUGCCCAAACCGGCCAAGAAAACCCCAAUGACAGUCAAAAGUCAUGGGAGGAACCAGGAUAUCUUGGUCAUGAUGGAAAUUACUAUGGGCCUGACGGACAGCACAUUUUCAAUGACAAACAAGAAAAUCCUGAAUACGUUCCAGAUCCGCCUGCUCAAUCAAGUGACAUUCAGCAAAGACUUAUCUACAUUGAAAGUAACAAUGGCGGUCCACUUCUCCGUCGUAGCACCCCACCGCCAGAACCAAGACGCGUACGCCGUCUAGCUAAAUUUGCGCCACGCGAAAAGGCACGAAAGCAAUUACGUCCGGUUUGUCCGCAAUGGAAUACUCCUACUGCACUCUACUAUCGGGCUUGA